This is a messenger RNA of Trichophyton rubrum CBS 118892, 552 nucleotides long. RefSeq names its product extracellular metalloproteinase 5. NCBI's taxonomy places the organism in Eukaryota, Fungi, Ascomycota, Eurotiomycetes, Onygenales, Arthrodermataceae. Gene Ontology annotation, molecular function: metalloendopeptidase activity; zinc ion binding. The record is from RefSeq and is a predicted model, not a curated record. The transcript has 2 exons. Bases 1 to 552 code for a protein of 183 amino acids.
AUGGAGUCUGGCGGCAUGGGCGAAGGAUGGGGUGAUUUCUUCGCAACGGCCAUCCGCCUCAAGCCAAACGACAACCGUAAUGCAAACUAUGUCCACGGCGAAUGGGUCAAUAACAGCCCCAAGGGUAACAGACUGUACCCUUAUUCCACUAACCUUCAGACCAACCCAUUGGUCUACACAUCCUGUAAUAAGUACAAUGAAGUGCAUGCCAUCGGAACCGUAUGGUGCUCUAUUCUCUACGAGGUGUUAUGGAACUUGAUCGAUAAGCACGGCAAGAAUGACGGACCCACGCCCGUGUUUGAGAACGGCGUCCCCAAUGAUGGCAAAUACCUUGCCAUGAAGCUCGUGCUCGAUGGAAUGGCAAUUCAACCAUGCAAACCAACUUUCGUACAGGCUCGCGACGCCAUUAUCGAUGCCGAUAUGAACCUCACCAAGGGCUCUAACAAGUGUGAGCUCUGGAAGGCCUUUGCUAAGCGUGGAUUGGGCGUUGGUGCCAAAUACGAUCCCAAGAACCGAACUGGUAGCAAGGCCGUUCCCAAGGAGUGCCAGUAG